Molecule: messenger RNA, 2199 nt
Organism: Thecamonas trahens ATCC 50062
Lineage: Eukaryota; Apusomonadida; Apusomonadidae
Exons: 3
Coding region: 1-2199 (732 amino acids)
Source: RefSeq, a predicted model, not a curated record
AUGGUCCCAGACCUGGAGAUGGUCCCAGAUCUGGAGAUGGUCCCAGACCUGGAGAUGAUGGUCCCAGACCUGGAGAUGGUCCCAGACCUGGAGAUGGUCCCAGACCUGGAGAUGGUCCCAGACCUGGAGAUGGUCCCAGACCUGGAGAUGGUCCCAGACCUGGAGAUGGUCCCAGACCUGGAGAUGGUCCCAGAUCUGGAGAUGGUCCCAGACCUGGAGACGGAUCCAAACCUGGAGAUGGUCCCAGAUCUGGAGAUGGUCCCAGAUCUGGAGAUGGUCCCAGACCUGGAGAUGGUCCCAGACCUGGAGAUGGUCCCAGACCUGGAGACGGAUCCAGAGCUAGCAACUGAAACCGCUAGUGUCGACGACCGCGAUCCAUGGAGAGUCAAGGUGCGGAAGGAGAUGACGAGAGACGCACCAUUUGACGACGACCUUCUGCCGAUCAAGCCGCGAUGUGUGGAGGCCAAAGAGCGUGUCAACGCGCUGACCACCGCCAUCGAGGCUGUGCCGGACGAGCUGCGCUGCCUUGAUCCCGAGGAGCAGCGGGAGGUCAUGGUGGCGCUCUUUGGCGAUUCGGUGCCGCCGGUCCAUCCGCUGACACUCUUUGAGGCUGAGGCCGCGCUCGACGGCGACAGUUACUUUACUUCGGGCGUUGUUGAUGCCGGCGCGGCAAGCCACCGCUCGAGCGAGUAUGACCACGAUGAUGGAACAGGCGAUUGGAACGAGAGCGGGAGUGUAUCGGCCUCGAGUACCCGCGACCGCAACACCGACUUUGCCGCUGACCGUAUGGCCAUGUUUCUCGCAGCUGCCGUCGAGGCACCGACCGAGGGUGAGGCUCGCACCGCCGCUGAGGCGGGCACGCCUCCACCGCACGCGGCUGGCCUGCCUGCCCCGUCACCAGGCCUCACCGUCUUUCCGUCCAAGUCGCCGGCGCCGUCGUUCUCGCCGGCGCCACCCAUGCACGCCGGCGAGCAGCUCGCACGUCGCCAGCCGGUCGAGCUCAGCGAAGUUGCCAAGCUCCAGCAGUCACACACAACCGCCGGCUCGUUUGCAAAGAUGAAGGAUCAGAAAAAGGUGCUGGCCGGUGCGCUCCAGGCGGCGGCAUCAGCGCUUUCUGGUCUGCGGCUGGCGCGAAGCGGCGGCGCAGCUGAUAGCGCGGCCGGUGGCAACUCGCUGGCGUCGCUGCUGGCCGGCCGUGGCCAGCCCGUCACCGACUCGGAAGCGACGGCAGGCUCCGCCGGGCUGGCGCAGGCCGGAGCCGGCGACGACUCGCGGCGUUCAAGCGCCUCUUACACCGCCGAGGAGCGGAUGCAGCUGAAGCAGAAGCUCGCUGAGGACGAGCUUGAGCGGUUCGAGCGGCUGACCUCGCAGGUGGUGGUCGACUUUACCGAGUUUCUCAAAAAGGUCGGCGAGGACGACCUCGACGCCGACGAGAUUGACGCUUUUCUGCCGUCGCUCUCGGCGCAGGGCCCGUCGUCCAAGUCGACAGUGGUGCGGCUGGAGGCCAAGGACGUGCCGCGGGCACUUGCCCAGCGGAUGCACGCCACCCGCAAGGCAACCAAUAUAGCACGCCGACGCAAGGCUGCCGAGCGGCAGUCAGCGCCCGCAACGGCGACUGUCAAGGAGGAGCGCCCGCUGCACCUCGUCCACAUCUCGCGGACUCCACCGCUGCCGACGUCAUCAUUUGGGCCAAAGCCUCGGCCGCACGUCCCGCGCAAGACCGAGUACGGCAAGUGGUACAUCCCGCCGUCCGAGUGGGCCGCGCCGCGCAAGCCGCCGCCAGGCUCGGGCCCCGAGAUCUCGGUUCCGGAUGGGGUCGACGCCGCCGCCGCAGGUGCCGCCGCCGCCGCUGCCGCCGCCAACUCGUCCAAGGUUGCUGAGCUCGCCGAGGACGUGGCGCAGAUGAAGUCUUCGCUGCUCUUCCUCGACUGGCUCACCGAGCGCGAGCAGAAGGACCCACGAGCCAACCCGCUGCCGCCGUCGAUUAAGCAGUACGCCGGGAUCACCCGCCAGGCCGAGCGCGAGCGCCGCGAGGCCGCCCGCAUCCGCGCUAUGAUCGAGCGUCAGCAGCAGCACCACCAAGAGCAGAUUAUGGCCCAACACCACUCGGCCCACCAUCACCACCUCCCGCAGCAUCACUCAUCACCGCCGGCCCAGGUCCAGCCGCCGCAACGGUUCCGCAGGCCGCGGCACUCGUAG